AUGCGUGGAUACGGCUUGAUUUCCUUGUUGCCCGUGGCUGCGGCCAUUUGGGUACCAGCAACACCCCAGCCGGCGACUGUUGAUAGACGACAGUUACCCCAAAACCCUACUGGAGUGAAGACUAUCCACACUGCCAACAAUGUCACCAUUCGCUAUAAGGAACCUGGAAAGCAGGGCAUUUGCGAGACCACACCUGGAGUCAAGUCAUAUUCUGGCUACGUUGACCUCUCGCCAGAUUCUCACACUUUCUUCUGGUUCUUCGAAGCACGCCACGACCCCAAAAAUGCCCCCAUUACUCUCUGGCUGAACGGUGGUCCUGGAAGUGAUUCUUUGAUAGGCCUGUUCGAAGAAUUGGGUCCUUGCAAGAUCAAUUCCACAAUCGACUCCAUUAUCAAUCCUUACUCGUGGAAUGAAGUCUCGAAUAUGCUGUUCCUGUCUCAGCCUCUGGGCGUCGGAUUUUCCUACAGCGAGGCAGAAGCCGGCUCGCUGAAUCCCGUCACUGGUGUUUUUGAGAAUGCAUCUGUCGCCGGCAUCCAGGGCCGAUACCCAGUCAUUAACGCUACCCUAAUUGACACUACUGAGCUUGCCGCUCACGCCGCUUGGGAAAUUCUUCAAGGCUUCAUGGGUGGUCUACCGCAGUUGGACCACAAGAUCAAGUCUAAGGAUUUCAGUCUGUGGACUGAAAGUUACGGAGGACACUAUGGCCCAGCUUUCUUCAAUCACUUCCAUGAGCAAAAUGAGAAAAUCGCGAAUGGUACAGUGGAAGGAAUUCACCUCAACUUCAACUCCCUCGGCAUCAUUAAUGGUAUCAUCGACGAAGCCAUUCAGGCAAGCUACUACCCGGAGUUUGCAGUGAACAAUACCUACGGUAUCAAGGCCGUCAAUGAUACCGUGUACAGCUACAUGAAAUUCGCAAAUGAGAUGCCAAAUGGCUGUCAGGACCAAGUCGCAUUAUGCAAGGAGACAAACCGUACUUCUUUGGCGGAUUAUGCGCUCUGCACAGAGGCCACAAACAUGUGCAGAGACAAUGUCGAGGGACCAUACUAUGUAUUUGGUGGCCGCGGCGUAUAUGACAUCCGACACCCGUACAACGAUCCUACACCGGAAGGGUACUAUGUCGACUACCUCAAGAAAGACUCGGUGAUGAACGCCAUUGGAGUGAACAUCAAUUACACUCAGUCGAACAACGAUGUAUACUUCGCCUUCCAGCAGACCGGCGACUUCGUCUGGCCCAAUUUCAUCGAAGACCUGGAGGAAAUUCUCAAGCUGCCCGUCCGCGUGUCGCUCAUCUACGGUGACGCCGACUACAUCUGCAACUGGUUCGGUGGCGAGGCCGUUUCCCUCGCGGUGAACUACACCCAUACUCGGCAGUUCCGGGCCUCCGGUUACACCCCAAUGGUGGUCGAUGGCGUCGAGUACGGUGAGACCCGCGAGUAUGGCAACUUUUCGUUCACUCGCGUGUACCAAGCCGGCCACGAGGUUCCUUACUACCAGCCUGUCGCGUCGCUGCAGCUCUUCAACCGCACUCUCUUCGGCUGGGACAUUGCCCAGGGCACUACCCAGAUUUGGCCCGAAUACAGCACCAACGGAACGGCCAAGGCGACCCACACUGAGUCUUUCGUGCCCUUGCCUACCGCGUCACCUAGCACCAGUGUCUACUGA
This is a messenger RNA of Aspergillus thermomutatus, 1662 nucleotides long. Its product is annotated as S10 family peptidase. NCBI's taxonomy places the organism in Eukaryota, Fungi, Ascomycota, Eurotiomycetes, Eurotiales, Aspergillaceae. The transcript has 10 exons. The coding region runs from base 1 to 1662 and encodes 553 amino acids. Gene Ontology annotation, biological process: proteolysis. The record is from RefSeq and is a predicted model, not a curated record. Gene Ontology annotation, cellular component: fungal-type vacuole. Gene Ontology annotation, molecular function: serine-type carboxypeptidase activity.